Messenger RNA from Naumovozyma castellii, 1611 nucleotides. It is a transcript of the gene DEP1, whose product is annotated as Rpd3L histone deacetylase complex subunit DEP1. Lineage: Eukaryota; Fungi; Ascomycota; Saccharomycetes; Saccharomycetales; Saccharomycetaceae. The record is from RefSeq and is a predicted model, not a curated record. The coding region runs from base 1 to 1611 and encodes 536 amino acids. The transcript has a single exon.
AUGAGUGAACAGGACUCCACUACACUUAACACUGAAACUACUAAGACGAAACAAACCACGACUGAAAGUAAUCUACCAACUCCUGAACUAACCGAUAAGAAUUUACACUUAUUGAAGAGAACUAGUCAGGAUAAUAUUAAGAAUUUGGAAGAAGACGAAGAAAGUGCUUUGAGUAAUUUGGAUUUUAACAAUCAAGAAGAUACUGAAUUGAAUAAUUUGAAUCUUUCAGAAUAUUGCAUUUCUAGUGACGCUGACACAGAGAAAAUGGGGUCUGAUAUUCUUCAAGAGACUGAUGAAUUACGUCCAAAGUUGAUUCAAUUGGUAAUGAAAAAUGAUGAAAUUGUGAAUGAUGAACAACAAAGUGAAGCAAUUGAGAAUGCUACAACACUCCCAAUUGAAAGUAAUAAUGAUAUAACCGUGUCGUCGGAGAGGAAACAUGACAUUGAUGAAGUAGAUGAUACUGUUGAGUCUUCCAAGAGAGUGAAGUUAGAUGAUGAAAACUUGGCACCACCAAUAAUAAACACAAACUCCGAACCUAAUAAUAAAGUAGAAGAAGUAGAAGAAGAAGUUGCUGCAGAUGAAGAUGACGAUAAUGAAGUCGGAGAUGAAGAGGAUGAAGCUGAUGAUGAAGAGGAUGAGAAUGAAGAUGAGACCAAAUUUGCUCUCCCGGAAGUACAAAAUGAUAAAGAGAUACCGCCUUAUUCAGAUGAGGGAACCCUUGUUCGAUCAACGGCUGAUACCAUUCCGGAUCAGUAUGAUACAUCAGUGAAAACGGAAACUGCACCUUUAGUAGAGGAACCUAAAUUGGAGAAGAAUGUAACGGAGGAAGAGGGAAACGAGGCUGAAGAAGAAGAAGAGGACGAAGAUGAAGAGGAAAGAAUUGAAGAAGAUGAACAAUCCACAGCUAUUAUUGAUAUGGAGAAGCAACGUCUUGAUGCGUUGAAAGAAAUAACGGACAUUGAACAUAAAUUUGCAGAAUUAAGACAGAAAUUGUAUGAAAAUAAAAUGGUACGCUUAGAGACUGAAUUACAAAUGUGUCUGGAGGGAUCCCAUCCUGAAUUACAAGGUUAUUAUCAAGCCAUUGCCUCGAUUCGUGAUUAUAAACUUCGUAGAGCAUACCAAAAGCAAAAAUAUGAAUUACAAUGUAUUGAUAAGGAAACACAUGCGACAAGGACGUUUAUUCAUCAAGAUUUUUAUAGGAAAGUUAAUGAUGAAAGGAAUAAAUUAUUAACAGAGACCACACAAACGUGGUAUGAUAUUAACAAGGAAAGAAGAGAAUUAGAUAUAAGUGUACCUAACCAUGGUUAUCAUGUGCCCAUUAAGCUUGCGGAUCAAACUUUAAGUUGUAUAACAGGGUAUGCUGGACCUGCUCAAUUGAAACUUGAAGGGGAAUCAGUGUCUGAAAAUCUUCAAUGUGAAAAUAUUAAUUUCAAAUAUAGGAGUAACCCUGUGGAUAAAUUAGAAGUUAUUGUGGAUAGAAUGAGGUUGAAUAAUGAAUUAAGUGAUUUACAAGGUUUAAAGAAAUACUUCAAUGCGUUCCCUGGUGCUCCGACUUUAAAUGGAUUAAAGGAAUCUGAAAUAAAUGAUGAUUUUAAUCAAAUUUCCAGAUAA